Messenger RNA from Fusarium poae, 546 nucleotides. RefSeq lists its product as uncharacterized. NCBI's taxonomy places the organism in Eukaryota, Fungi, Ascomycota, Sordariomycetes, Hypocreales, Nectriaceae. The transcript is spliced from 2 exons. Bases 1 to 546 code for a protein of 181 amino acids. The record is from RefSeq and is a predicted model, not a curated record.
AUGACUUUCACUCUGAGGUCUGUUCUUUUCGCAACCGUAAUGGCUCUGAGUGCAGCUCCUGCAUCCGCCUUGACCAUCAAGCCCUCGUUCGAAAAGAUUGCGAGAGGUCGUGAUCCGUCCAAGAACCUCGGACUCUACAAGAGAGAUUACUCCAUCAACUUCCAAGAUGGUUCUGCGAGCGCAGCAUGCCCUACCGGCAACUGCUGCUCCCCCAUCUGCAAGAUGGACGUCAAGUUUGAUGAAUGCCCCGGUGGUGUAAAGGAAUACCCCCAGAGCUGCAAGAAGAACUUUGAUGAAACCAAGGCUUUCGACAGGAAGAGUUUCACCUACAACUGUGAUGGAUGGUCUAUCUUCUGGGAGGACGGCGCUGUGGACGGAGGUCGCUUCAUUACUGUUGAGCAGGGAGAUACUGGAAACUUUUACCAGUUCUUUGUUGAGGGUUGUGAAGACACAGAUCCUUCCUGGGAUCCUUUCCAGUGUGCCUCUGUCGGCGGCGGCUGCACGGCCAAAGCAUCUGGUCUGGGAUGGGGCCCGAAGGGGGAGUAG